GGCAGAGCAGUGGCUGUGUAGAAUGAUUUCAGGGGGGCCAUCCAUGCAUAAGGAACAGCGUGGGGAAAAGGUGUGGAGUUGCUUCUGGGAGAAAUGUGUGAAAGACGCUGCCAUUGGCAAAGCUGCCCCUAAUGUUAUACGAAGAGGAGUGGAAUUCCCAGGUUCCCCUCCAUGUCCCUGGUGGCAUCGCAUCGCUGUAGGGGUCGGAUGGACUGGGAACAUCGUCCUGACAAUAGCUGUGAUAGCACUGGGGGUUUGGGGAAAGACCAGAGCAACUCUGAAUACAUUGGAGAAUAAUGAAACCAGAAUCAACAGCAGCACUGCAUGCUCCUGCCCAGAGGAUUUCCGGUCUCACCUGAAACCAAUUCUAUGUGAACCCCACAAUGACAGCUUGGCAGGGGGCUCCGAGUGCAGACUCUGCCCCAGGGACUGGCUGCUGCACGGGGACAAGUGCUACUGGCUGUCUAAAGAGAGUAAAGACUGGACUGGGAGCCGUGACGACUGCUUGUGGAAGAGCUCUCACAUGCUCGUGAUCCAGAACCGGGAGGAGAUGGCUUCCAUACAGAAUGUUACACAAGGUGCAAAUAGUGUCUGGAUUGGACUUAAAGUGACACCCCCAGGGGGGAAAUGGACCUGGGUGGACGGUUCCCCAUUAGAUCCAAUGCUCUUCUUAGGCUCUACUGAUGGGAACAGCUGCGGGUGUAUAAAAGGCACCCAGAUUCUGUCUGAGACGUGUUCUGCUGUGUUCAAAUGGAUCUGUGAGAAAGAAGCUGCUGUGAUAUAAACAGUCGGGCUGAGGAUCUUUAUUUGUGUAUCUGUAACAUGAAAUACUGGUGUUUAGGCUCCCGGGGCGGGAUUGUGGCUUUAGACAAAGCUCUAAGCCGGGGGCAGAGCAGAACCCCAGGAGGCAUUGGGACUCAGGUACACCUCGCAGUCACAGUUCCUCCCCUCGGUCCUUCUUACUGGUUUGGGGUGUUGAGUUGUAAUUUAUAACUGUCCUAAACCUGGAAGAAAUUACUAACCCGUGAUGCUUCCCAGGGCAGUGAGGCAUUUCGUGACCAGAGGUGAACGUAAGCCAGUACGGGCUGGUACGGCAUACCAGUAAGAAAGUGGCCGCUGGUACGGGCCGGUACACAGCCCUGCAGCAGUGCUUUAAGCACCGUAUCGGCAGGGCUGCUGAUGGGGGGCGGGGCAAAAGGGGCAGCUGCCCCAGGGCCUGGCAAUUUAAAAGGGCCUGGGACUCCAGGCAGCGGCCAGAGCCCCAGGCCCUUUAUGUCGCCACCAGAGCCCCGGGACUCCUGGCCACCGCUGCCAUUACCCUGGGGCUCCGUCAGUGAUUUAAAGGGCCCGGGGC
Molecule: messenger RNA, 1354 nt
Organism: Caretta caretta (loggerhead turtle)
Lineage: Eukaryota; Metazoa; Chordata; Testudines; Cheloniidae
Source: RefSeq, a predicted model, not a curated record